Eriocheir sinensis (Chinese mitten crab) is the source of this 663-nucleotide messenger RNA. RefSeq names its product translation initiation factor IF-2-like. The record is from RefSeq and is a predicted model, not a curated record. Lineage: Eukaryota; Metazoa; Arthropoda; Malacostraca; Decapoda; Varunidae. Bases 1 to 663 code for a protein of 220 amino acids. The transcript has 3 exons.
AUGGCGUCUCAGGAUGGCCGCCGUGAGGAAGACGAGGAGGCGGGCAAGGCCGAGGCUGAUGCGAGUGAGGUGAAGACGAGCCAGUUGGACUUGCUCGCUGCCGCCGUGAUAGCCGGUAUGAGGCAGGAAAUGGCAGUGGCUCGUGAGGAGCAGGCUGAGAGGGCUCGCGAACAGGCUGAGAGGGCACGCGAGCAGGAUGAGAGGGCACGCGAGAUGAAAAAGAGGGCAAAAGAGAGGGCACCCGAUCAGGCUGAGCAGGCACGCGAGCAGGCUCGAAAGGCAGAAGAGAGGGCACUCUCCCAGUGCUCAGGGAGGCUUAAGCCAGCGGUGCACGACGGGAAGCUGGCAUGGGAGGCCCAGUGUGAGAUGCUAGCUGCUGCGCAGGGCUGGGGCGAGGCCGAGAAGGCGCUGCAGUUGAUGGAGCGCCCAGAGGAGACGUUGGGGAGCGCGGAGUCGGCCGCUGAGAGGCCGCUGCCCGACUUCCUUGAGGAUUUGGCGCACCGGAUCGCUGCUCACCUGACGGAGGCGCAGACGGAGGUGUGCCACACCCUGGCUGGGUGCACAGACGUGUCCAGCGGGGGUGAUCUGGACCUGGGCCGCAAGGGGUUGGUGAAGCACAUCAACACGGGAAAUAGUGCGCCCACCAAGAGCCCACCCCAAUGA